Eleginops maclovinus (Patagonian blennie) is the source of this 2501-nucleotide messenger RNA. RefSeq names its product growth arrest-specific protein 7-like. NCBI's taxonomy places the organism in Eukaryota, Metazoa, Chordata, Actinopteri, Perciformes, Eleginopidae. The record is from RefSeq and is a predicted model, not a curated record. Gene Ontology annotation, biological process: actin filament polymerization; neuron projection morphogenesis. Gene Ontology annotation, cellular component: cytoplasm; actin filament; plasma membrane. Bases 147 to 1565 code for a protein of 472 amino acids. Gene Ontology annotation, molecular function: actin filament binding. The transcript has 14 exons.
UCAGACAGGGAUGGGGGCGAGGGGGUAGAGUUAAAGUGUCAGUGCCUGCUUCAUUGUCGGUGCGGGCUGCUGGUGAGCAACAACUGUUGAUCAACUUCACACUUUCACUCUAUCCCCCACAAACCCCCAUCACUGCGGUGUGGGUGAUGUCUGGAUCCUACUGCCGGAGUUUGUACCCGUUCAGCGGGGAGCAGCACCCGCAAGGACUGAGCUUCCAGGCCGGGGACAUUAUUGAGCUGCUGCAGGCUGCGCCCGGAGGCUGGUGGCAGGGGGAGAGGGAUGGAUCCACAGGCUGGUUCCCCUCCAGCUAUGUGCAGGUCCUCGAGAGGACAGCGUCUCUGUGUCAGCUCCCUGUGGAAGGGCUCAGAGACCCCCUGCCUCCUCAAUGGAGAUGCUACAUGUCUCCACAAGGAUGCCGAUACUACGUCAACACCACAAGCAACGAGACGACAUGGGAGAGACCGUCCAGUGCACCUGGGUCGCCAAACACCUUCCUCCGCCACAAAGAUUCCCUGCCAACAGUAAAUGGAUUUCACUCAGGUACUUUGCAUCAUGUGGAACACUCUCACAACAGUGUGGUUAGGAAAAGCAGUUCAGAGCCACAGUGCCCAGGAUCAACGUCAGCCACCAGGAAACAGAACAAGGAUGCUUCAGUGACGGUUAACUCUGUGACGUUCCCGUCUCUUGCGUGCAUGCAGGAGCAACAGCUGCUGAAACCAAACGAGUGGAGCUACUGUGACUUCUUCUGGGCUGAUAAGAAGGAUCCCCAGGGCACCAGCUGCCUCACAGGAUUUGAGGUUUUGCUGCAGAAACAGCUGAAGGGGAAACAAAUACAGAAAGAGAUGGCAGAGUUUAUCAGAGAAAGGAUAAAGAUUGAAGAGGAGUAUGCCAAGAACCUCUCCAGGCUCUCCCAGACCCCUCUAGCAAGCCAGGAAGAAGGGACUCUGGGAGAGUGUUGGGCCCAGUUAAAGCAGAGCCUGGAAGACGAGGCUGAGGUUCACCUGAAGUUCUCCUCAAAGCUACAGAGUGAGGUGGAGAAGCCUCUUCUGACAUUCCGGGAGAACUUUAAGAAGGACAUGAAGAGGUACGAACAUCAGAUCGCUGACCUACGGAAGCAACUAGUUGGCCGCUAUGCGUCGGUGGAGAAGGCCCGGAAGACUCUGGCUGACCGACAGAGAGAUCUGGAGGUGAAGAAUCAGCAGCUGGAAAUCAAACUCAGCAACAAGAUUGAAGAAGACAUCAAGAAAGCCCGCAGGAAAUCCACACAAGCAGGAGACGAUCUGAUGCGCUGUGUGGACCUUUAUAACCAAUCUCAGUCCCGAUGGUUUGAGGAGAUGGUCACCACAAGCCUUGAGCUGGAGCGGCUGGAGGUGGAGCGGGUGGAGAUGAUCAGACACCAUCUGAGUCAGUACACCACCCUGCGACAUGAGACAGACAUGUUCAACCAAAGUACGAUGGAGCGAGUGGACCAGCUGCUGCAGUGUGUGGACCCCAUCAGAGACAGAGAGUUGUGGGUGGAGGAGAAUCAGACCGGGGUGAUCAGGCCAGUGAACGUAGAGAUCUGACCCCAGAUGUUCUUCAUUAUGCUCAUUCAUUGACUGGCUACAUCGUCCCUGAGGACCCGCUCUUGACUCCUAACACAACAGACUGCUCAGGAUGAUGUCAGUAUUUAUGGAGUCCUUGGAGAACCCUGAGUGAUGAAGGAAGACUGUGGAGUGGUUGUAAGUCGAGCAGCAGUGUGUCUGGUAAUUGUGUCGACAUACACCUGAAACUUAAUGCCAAAAAAUAAUUUAACACUAGCUGCUAAGCCAAAUGCAUUCUGACCUAAGAGUGAUAUUUCUAUGUACCAGAACUAGACUUUAGUAUCUCAAAUGACAGUCAGAUUUAUUGGCUUGUGUGGGCGAAUACUAAAGCUUAAACUCAGGCACCGUUCCUUACAGGUCUGGGUGUUGAGAAGUCUGAAGCUUGGACGGCCUGCUCGUCUAGCUGUGGUUGCUAAGCUAUAACAGAUCUUCCUUCUUUAAAAUAAGUAUGAAAUAUUACGUUUCAUUUCCACCAGUGUUUUACUUAAUUGCCAAAAGCACUUUAUACAUAAAUAACUCCUAGAAAUGUACUUUAAUUUGCUGUUUAUAUGGACAGUUUUCUAAAGAGAAUUGUCUUGUUAAACAUGUUAUAACCCACUGAAGGAGGGGGCCUGUUCGGGGUUUAGAAGGGCAUGGUGUACGUUUAUGAAGAGAGGCAGAAGAGUUUAAUGAUGUCAAAUACUAAUAGUAAAUCGUUUUAAACAAAGACAUAUAAUAUAGAAAUAUCUGGUACAGUUUAUAGCAAAAUGGAACAAGCUAAAUAUUUUUGAUGAAAUACAAAUAACUGCCCUCUUUAAUGUUUUACUUUUUAAACCAACUCUUCUCCAGUAUUACUGCCUACAAUUACUACUUCAGGGAGGAGUACUUCAGGGCUCAAGGUUUGCAUUUAUUAUAAAUAAAGAAAUAUAUGUCAAAACA